Gavia stellata (red-throated loon) is the source of this 3442-nucleotide messenger RNA. RefSeq names its product peroxisomal biogenesis factor 6 (gene PEX6). Gene Ontology annotation, biological process: protein import into peroxisome matrix. NCBI's taxonomy places the organism in Eukaryota, Metazoa, Chordata, Aves, Gaviiformes, Gaviidae. The record is from RefSeq and is a predicted model, not a curated record. Gene Ontology annotation, cellular component: cytosol; peroxisomal membrane. Bases 1 to 2931 code for a protein of 976 amino acids. Gene Ontology annotation, molecular function: ATP hydrolysis activity; ATP binding. The transcript is spliced from 17 exons.
AUGGCGGUGGCGGUGCUGCGGCCGCUGGACGCCCCGCCGGCGGAGCUGGCGCCGGCCACCGCGCUGCUGCUGGCGCCGCCGCCGCUGUGCGCGGCGCUGCGCGGGCGCGGCGGCGGCGGCGCGCUGGUGCUGGCGGUGCGGCCGGCGGGGCGCGGCGGGGCGCAGGCCGUGCUGCUGAGCGCCGUGGCGCUGGAGGCGGGCGGCCGGCGCGGCGCGGAGCUGUGGCUGCGCGGGGCCCUGCUGCGGCGGCUGGGGCUGGCGGCCGGCCGGCGGGUGGCCGUCUGGCCGGUGCGCCGCCCGCCGGCGCUGGCCUGGGUGCUGCUGGGCGCGGCGGGGCGGCCGGCGGCCGGCGCGGUGCUGGUGCGGCGGGGCGAGGCGCUGCCGGGGCCGGGCCCGGGGCCGGGCCCGCUGGUGCUGGAGGCGCGGCCCGCGCUCCAGGGGCUGCUGGGCAGCGGCACGCGCACCGCCCUCGCCCCCCCCGCCCCGCCGCCGCCGCCGCCGCCGCCGCGCGAGCCCGCCGGCGCCCCCUGCCGGCGCCCCGCCGGCCCGCCCCUCGUCUCCCGCUUCGCCGCCGGGCGCGGGGGGGCGGCGGGGCCGCGGCUGCGGGCGGCCCCUGGCGGCGGGGCGGGCGGCGGGGCGGAGGUGUGGGUGAGCCGGCGCGGGCUGCUGGCGCUGGGCCUCUUCCAGGGGGAGUGGGUGCGCGUGGGCGCCGAGGGGGCGGACCGCCAGCACCUGGCGGCGCUGCUGGCGCGGCCGCCGCCCUGGGAGUACCCGCGGGCCGCCCGCCGCGCCCCGCCCGCCGCCCUGCUGGCCCCCGCCCUGGCCUUCAACCUGGGCUGCGACCCCGCCGCCGCCGCGCACCUCCGCCUGCGGAGGUACGACGGAGGCGGCGCCGCCGAGGCGGGGGGCAGCCGGUCCGUGCUGUCCGUGCCCCCCUCCGCCGGGGAGCUGCAGCUGGAGGUGGUCCGCUCGCCGGCCUACAGCGCCCGGGGAGGCUACGAGGGCGUCCUCCGGCAGCACUUCGAAAGGCCCCGGCUUGUCCAGGAGGGAGACAUCCUGUGUGUUCCAACAUUUGGAUGUGCCGAGUUUUUAGAAGUAAACGCAGACAAAUUCCUAAGGUGGCCAGAGCUUUACUUCAAAGUGAGGAAGAUUUUGGGCACGGUGGAAGGCGAGCAGUCUGAGGGUUACCUGGUGGACACCCAGAACACCUCUCUCUAUCUGGUGGGUUCAACAAACAGCGCUGUCCCGUCUGCCCCAGCCUAUAACAGCCACGAGUUCUGGAGCAGUUUGUCUCCUGCUGGACUUUCUGAUGUGGUGAAGCAGCUCUGUGACGCUCUUCGGCCCCACCUGAACAGCCGGGCACGCGCACUGAGCGGGGCCAGCAGCGUUCUCCUCUCGGGGCCAAGCGGCAGUGGGAAACUGACGGCUGUCAGGGCAGUGUGUAGCUGCCUCAACCUCCACCUCUUCAAGGUUGAUUGCGUUAGUUUGUGCAGUGACACCAGCGGAGCCACAGAGGAGAAAGUACAGAUGGCCUUCGCCCAGGCCCAGCAGUAUCAUCCGUGUGUGCUCCUGCUGAAAGACAUCGAGGUGCUUGGCAGAGAGCGGGACAGGCUGGGAGAGGACGCCAGGGUCAUCGCCACGCUGAGACAGCUGCUCCUGGACAGAGACCCAGCGCUGAGCCACCCUGUCUUGGUGAUCGGCACAACCUGCAAGUCCCAGGAUGUUCCUACAGACGUGCAGACCGCUUUCCUUCAUGAGGUGAAAAUCGAAGCCCCUUCAGAAGAGCAGAGGAGGUCGAUGCUGAGCACGCUGACUGCCAGUCUGCCUCUGGGCAAAGAAGUGAGCCUAUCCAAGCUGGCCCGCAGGACUGCGGGUUUUGUGCUGGGCGAUCUCUGUGCCUUGUUGUCCCACAGCAGCCGGGCUGCUUGUACCCGCAUCCAGGCCUUGAGUUUUCCGGGUGGACUGAGCGAGGAAGUGGAGAGAGAUUUUUGCACUGCUGGCUUCCCAGUGCUUGAGGAGGAUUUUAGUGUUGCGCUGGACCAGCUGCAGGACGCCCAUUCGCAGGCAGCGGGAGCCCCGAAGAUCCCCUCUGUGUCCUGGCAGGAUGUUGGUGGGCUCCAGGAGGUGAAGAAGGAGAUCCUGGACACUAUCCAGUUGCCCCUGGAGCACCCGGAGCUGCUGUCACUGGGUCUGUGCCGCUCUGGUCUGCUGCUGUACGGGCCUCCAGGGACAGGGAAGACCUUGCUGGCAAAAGCUGUUGCAACCACGUGCGCCAUGACGUUCCUUAGCGUGAAAGGGCCAGAGCUCAUCAACAUGUACGUUGGGCAAAGCGAGGAGAACGUGCGUAAUGUGUUUGCCAGAGCCAGGGCAGCUGCUCCCUGCAUUAUCUUCUUCGACGAGCUGGAUUCCCUGGCCCCCAGUCGUGGCCGGAGUGGAGAUUCAGGGGGCGUCAUGGACAGAGUUGUCUCGCAGCUCCUGGCUGAGCUUGAUGGCCUUCAUUCUACCAGAGAGGUGUUUGUCAUUGGAGCUACGAACAGGCCUGACCUCCUGGACCCGGCUCUGCUCCGGCCGGGCAGGUUUGACAAGCUGGUCUACGUGGGCAUAAACGAAGACCGGGAGUCGCAGCUGCAGGUGCUGAGCGCCGUCACCAGGAAGUUUCAACUGGAUCCUUCUGUGAAUCUCGCCGCCGUCCUAGAAAAAUGCCCGGCUCAGCUGACAGGAGCAGAUAUCUACGCCCUGUGCUCGGACGCCAUGAUGUGCGCUGUCAAACGCAAGGUGGAAUGGAUCGAGGAAGGGCUGGAUACGGAGAGCUCUGCUCUGAUCCUGACCAUGGAGGACUUCCUGCAGGCUGCUGCGAGGCUGCAGCCAUCGGUCUCUGAGCAGGAGCUGCUCAGGUAUAGACUCAUCCAGCAGAAGUUUGCUGCCUGUUAAUGCUCAGCAGAGCUGGGACUGGAGGAGUGAUGGGGACGGGGUGCUACAGGGGGGUGAGAGAACGGGCACAAACAGGCACCCUCUGCCCUUCUCUGAUGUCUCCUGGGCCCCCUUCUUUUGAGCUGGGGUGAAAAAGUGGCUGUGCCAUUUCUUGAGCCAAAGCCUGGUGGAAGCGCUGCCCUGCUCGGCCAAGCUGGUGGGGGGCUCUGUAACGGUCCCUCACAUCUCGGGGAGCGCUGCGUGGCUGCCGGGAGCAUACCGGGGUGACUUCCCCACGGGGAGGAAGCCGAGUCUCAUGGUUGUGGGCAACGCAGGAGUGUCUCCACGGGUGACAGAGCAUUGGUGGGGGAGGAAGACCCAAACCUCACCCCGUUUGGCAGCAAGAGAGGGGCUGGAGGCAGUUGCGUGUUGGGGCGUCAGCCCCCAGUGAGGGGUGCUGGCCAGAGGGCGGCGGGACACGGGGCGCUGCUGCUGCAGCUGGCCUGGGCUCGACAUGGCCUUUCUGAGUAAA